GGCUUCUCCCUAUUUCUUUUACCCCAGCCUUAGAUCCCUUGCUCUAAUACAGGCUGAAAGAGGUGGGCAGGAAGUUUACUGCAGGCAUGCAGCCAAGAUGUUUUGAUUUCCAUCUUUCCUGUAUAGUUUUCAGCUAUGAAGACCCCAUUUGGAAAGGUGGUUGCAGGGCAGCCGUCUAGGACAGACACAAAACGUACCAGUGUGUCUGUUACCAUGAUGAAGAGAAAAGCUGCCCACAAGAAGCGUAGGAGCAGGCACACCUCCCAGCAUCAGAGGAGCAUCGUGGGCUGCAGAAGUCGGCAAGGAUGGAAAGAUGGAGAUGCAUCUCUAACACAGUGGAAAGGAACCAUUCUGGAUCAGGUACCUGUAAAUCCCUCUUUGUAUCUUUUCAAAUAUGAUGGAUUUGACUGUGUUUAUGGAUUGGAACUUCACAGAGAUAAAAGAGUGUCCUUACUUGAAGUCUUCUGUAAUACAGUUGUAUCGUCUAGAAUCAGUGAUACACACUUAGCAGAAAUUAUGAUUGGCAAAGCAGUAGAACAUAUUUUUAAGACAGAGGAAGGUUCCAAAAAUGAAUUGAGGGGGAUGGUCUUAGCUCAGGCACCUGUCAUGAACACAUGGUUUUAUAUUACUUAUGAGAAAGAUCCUGUAUUAUAUAUGUACCAGCUCUUAGAUGAUUAUAAAGAUGGUGACCUACGCAUCCUUCGAGAUUCCAAUGAUUCUCCUCCUGCAGAUAGAGAACAAGGAGAAGUUGUGGACAGUCUAGCAGGCAAUGUAGAAUAUGCCAAAGAUGAUGGCUCCAAGAGAACUGGCAUGAUCAUUCAACAAGUAGAAACAAAACCCUCUGUGUACUUCAUCAAAUUUGAUGAUGAUUUCCAUAUCUAUGUCUAUGAUUUGGUAAAAACAUGUUAAGGAUCAUCUUGAAAUUUGCCAAAAUGUGAGACUUCGUAAAAUCUGUACACACAAAAGGUCUUGAUUGGUUUCUAAUUUUUAAGAACAGUCUUCUCCCUUUUUGCAUGCUU
Panthera uncia (snow leopard) is the source of this 1019-nucleotide messenger RNA. RefSeq names its product spindlin family member 3 (gene SPIN3). Gene Ontology annotation, cellular component: cytosol; nucleoplasm. Gene Ontology annotation, biological process: regulation of DNA-templated transcription; gamete generation. The record is from RefSeq and is a predicted model, not a curated record. NCBI's taxonomy places the organism in Eukaryota, Metazoa, Chordata, Mammalia, Carnivora, Felidae.